This is a messenger RNA of Camelina sativa (false flax), 1235 nucleotides long. RefSeq names its product CDP-diacylglycerol--glycerol-3-phosphate 3-phosphatidyltransferase 1, chloroplastic/mitochondrial. Gene Ontology annotation, cellular component: membrane; chloroplast envelope. The record is from RefSeq and is a predicted model, not a curated record. Gene Ontology annotation, molecular function: CDP-diacylglycerol-glycerol-3-phosphate 3-phosphatidyltransferase activity. Gene Ontology annotation, biological process: glycerophospholipid biosynthetic process. NCBI's taxonomy places the organism in Eukaryota, Viridiplantae, Streptophyta, Magnoliopsida, Brassicales, Brassicaceae.
UUUAACUCCAAGUCAGAAGUCACUGUGUUCUGUCUCUUCCCCAAUCAAUUGCUUCGAAUUUGCAAAGUACCCCUAAAACAAAUCUCACUUGAUCUUUUUCUUCUUCGAUUGAUCCAAUUAGAAGAAAGUUCUUCCCCAUGCUCAGAUCAGGUCUCGCUUCGUUAAUCGUCGAUGUCAAUUUACGCCGCACGUUACGUCCAAACCGAACCUUUUCUUUUCCGGCUCAUAUUCUUCUUAGCCGUUCCUCCUCACGCAGAUGCAUUAUCUCCUCCUCCUCCUCCUCCCCUACAGCUCUGAGGUUUCCGAUUCGUAGAUGUCGCCACCAUCGCCUUUCCUGGUUUUCUUCAUCCUCUUCGUCGGAGGAGCAAGGCAGACCAACAACUUCCUCUUCCAGAAACAGUUUCACUGGUCACGGUCAGCUUGAUGAUGGUGACGACGACUACAAUUCUCCGCAUCAAUCAUCUUCCAAAGUUCUUACAUUGCCCACCGUGUUAACACUUGGUCGCGUCGCCGCCGUUCCAAUCCUCGUCGCAACGUUUUACUGUGAUAGUUGGUGGGGAACAACUGCUACAACUAGCAUUUUCAUUGCAGCAGCCAUUACAGACUGGCUUGACGGCUAUCUUGCCCGCAAGAUGAAGUUAGGUUCUGCUUUUGGUGCCUUUUUGGAUCCAGUUGCUGAUAAGCUUAUGGUCGCAGCUACAUUGAUUUUACUGUGUACAAAACCUAUUGACGUUGCUGUAUUAGGACCCGUUCCUUGGUUAUUGACGGUACCUUCUAUUGCAAUCAUUGGUAGAGAGAUUACUAUGUCAGCAGUAAGAGAAUGGGCUGCUUCUCAAAAUGGAAAGCUUUUAGAGGCUGUUGCUGUAAAUAACUUGGGCAAGUGGAAAACCGCCACUCAAAUGACAGCACUAACCAUACUCCUUGCAAGCCGGGAUAGCAAUGUUGGAUGGCUCGUAGCUUCAGGUGCUGGAUUGCUUUAUGUAUCAGCAGGACUAUCGGUUUUGUCUUUAGUAGUUUAUAUAAGAAAGAUAUGGAAAGUACUACUGAAGUAGUUGUAAGUUGUCCAUUCUCUUGUCGCACUUGCUCAUGGAAGUUGUUGUUAUGAAUUAUGACAGUUCUUUUAGGUAAUUAACAAGUGUUCAUAUAUAUGUAACUCUACAUUCGAUAAACAAGCCAAAGGUGAAACGAUGGAUCUAAACAAAUCUAGAAAAAAGUUUCACAGCUGGCAAAGACCA